AUGGCCGCGCCGAUCUUCUCCGCGUCGCAUGCCGCGAAGCAGGGCUCCAGGGAGGUGCGGCGGAUCCUGCGGGCCCGGAGCCACUUGGCGUGCCUGGACUUCGACGAGGCGCCGGAGCCCGCGGAGCUGAAGAAGAGCUACCGGCGCCUGUCGCUGCUGGUACACCCGGAUAAGUGCCAGGAGACGGAUGCCAAGGCGGCGUUUCAGAAGCUCAGCGAGGCCUUUGAGGCGCUCAGGGAGUCUGCUUCAGACGAGCGCCCUGCGAAGAGGCAAAAUACGUCGACGCGCUGGUGGGACACCACUUGGGAGGAGUUUGAGAGGCGCUUUCGGCAUCGCGAAAAAGGGGAGGCAGCGAGGGAGGCCGAGUUCGACCGCGGAGUGAAGGCCCAGCAGUCAUUGCUGCGGCUGCAGGAGCGGGUCGCUUCCGCCGAGAAGGUCGUGGAGAACUUGGAUCGCCGCACGGGCCUUGGGAGCAGCAGCCUGUGGCCGCGACGACCGGAGCAGGAUGCACAGGCAGCGGAAGCACGGCUUCGACAACUGCUGACGCACUUGCGCACGCGCCAUAGGUACUGCCUCUACUGCGGUCGCAAUUUUGACUCUCCCACGGACCUCUUGAAGAACUGCCCUGGUUUCAGUCAAGAGGAGCAUGAGCGCUCUAAAGGGGCCCGAGAUGCCAAAAAACCGGAGACCCGCGAAGUCAUGAAGUGCGAAGACGACCCGUUGGAUGAAUUCAUGUUUGGGAUGGAGGAUCAACUGACGAAAGACAUGAAAAAGAGCGUGAAGUCCAUGAAGACUCGACAUAUGCCGCAGAAAGGAUGGUCGUUCCAGCAGCAGGCGCAACAGAACAAGAUGGAGGCAAAGCGCCGGGGGGGGCGAUAG
Effrenium voratum is the source of this 879-nucleotide messenger RNA. NCBI's taxonomy places the organism in Eukaryota, Dinophyceae, Suessiales, Symbiodiniaceae. The record is from the annotation of a GenBank genome assembly.